CAACAUGCUCCACACGAACCCAGUCUACCCCCUCUCCUGAGACCUCCACGGAGGGGGAAACUCAGGUGGAGGAAGAGGGAGCUCCUGUCCUGACUCCCUACCCCUACAGUAGGCAUGGGGGGCCCUGUCGCCCGGGGUGUCUACUAGUCGCCCUGAUCUUCAUGCUCAUCUCUUUACUCGGCAGCUGGGCAGUGGUCCACCUCACCCUGGGGUCCCGUGGAAUGGCGACCUUCAGGAUCCAAGCCAGUUAUGACCGGCCGAGUGAACAGGAUGCCACUGCCACGAUCAAACCGGGCUUCACCACCAACUGCACCAUGGAUCUCUCCCCUUUCCACAACAUCCCCCUCCAGGGCCAGUACCAUUGUCACCAUGGCCCGGGGGUCCCUCUGGGACAGUUGUGUGACUUCACGAUGGACUGCCCACUCGGCGACGACGAAGGGGACAUGUGCAGUCAGUUUCUCAUUGGCAGCUAUUGCUCCUUCGAGGAUGGUGAGUGCGGUUGGCAGCCAACAGCGGCCAAGGGAUCCUCCUGGAGGCGUGUCCACACCCCGCCAAAGGGGGUGCGGCCCAGCUGUUCAUCAUCCUCAGGUGCCAUGUUCAGUGUGGAUGGAGGGCAGUCCAAGGGUCAUCAGGUGUCAACGUUGCUCAGGAGCCCUCUCUUCCCCCCUCCCCUACGAAACUCUCGAUGUGAGGUACGGUUCUUGAUGUGUUCUGGAGGUGGCCAGAGAGGGGCACUGUCUUUGUGGCUGGUGGAAAACAGCACACGACCAGAGGAGCAGCGCAGACUGUGGUACUCUGCCAACGAGCCCAAGACCAAGAAAGGCUGGAGACGCAUUAUCGUUCCUCUCUACGGACUUGUUGACUGGUUCUGGCUCCAGUUCAGUACUGACAAUGGAUCAGGUCCAGGAUCAGCGAUUUGUCUGGAUAACAUCUCCUUCAGUAUGGACUGCUUCCUGGCCUCCAAUGGUGAAUUUCCUCCAACGGUAACCGGCACCCCUAAACUGCCAUUGAAACCAACCAAUCAGAACAUUAAAACAACCAUCCCGUCCAAUGGAAACUCAAGAACAUUGUCAGACCUUCCUACUCCAACUGACUCAACGAAAUGGGCCUUUCACACUUGUGGGGCAGUUGGUUCAGAGGGGCCCACCCCAACCCAGUGUACCAGCUCCUAUCGGAACAGCAAUGUCAAUGUUAAUGUGGCAACCAGAAGCCCAUUCAAAGGCAUCCAAAUCUGGAGGGUACCAGAGACUGGCAUCUACAGGAUCACAGCUUGUGGGGCGGCUGGCGGUCGCAGUGUAUUGGCCAUGACCAAGUCACAUGGUGUCCAACUCACAGCGGACUUCCUGCUUCAGAAGGGCGAGUUGCUUUAUUUCCUGGUGGGCCAAAAGGGAGAGGACGCUUGCCCCAAUACCAACGGGACACUGAACAAGAUCUGUGUAGAGCAGACACCAUUGGACAAGAAGACACAGGUCAGAGGGGGUGGGGGCGGAGGAGGAGGAGGAGCCACCUAUGUGUUCAAGGUGGAAAGGGGUGUCCACAUCCCCCUGAUCAUCGCAGGUGGAGGUGGGGGACGUGGGUACAGCAGCCAAUCAAACAGCCAGAAUGAGUUAAUGGACGACCCCAAUGUACCAGGGCGUAACGGGAAGUCUGGAGCGGCAGGUGGAGGCGGAGGUUGGAAUGACAGUAACCCUGGGUCUCUGGGUGGGAGACCCCUAAUACUUGGAGGCCAGGGGGGGCAACCCUGCCAGAAGUUGGGCUGGAAGACCCGAGGGGGCUUCGGGGGAGGGGGAGGCCCCUGUACAUCCGGUGGUGGAGGAGGGGGGUAUAGAGGUGGCAGCACCUCUGAAGCAAAUGACCCAAAGCAGGACGGGGAUGACGGUUCCUCUUUCACCAACCCAGAGGGAGAGAUCUUCCUGGAUGCUCUGAAAGGGAUGGAAAGUGAUGGAGAAGUGAUCAUCUGCCCCGUGCAGAACUGUAGCCACUGUGAGACGGGCGAGUGUCAUGAGAACGAGGAGGGGACAAUGUGUUACUGUGACGAGGACCUCGAACUUGCCCCCGACGGUGUCUCUUGUGUCAAUGCAUCAACAGAGGUGUCUCUGCUGCCACCCCAGCCCUCCCUGUCCCAUCUGGCCCUGGGUCUGUCUGUGGGGACCUCAGCCCUCAUCGCUGCCCUGCUGCUAGCUGUGUCUGGAGUCAUGAUCAUGUACAGACGGAAGCACAUAGAGCUACAGUCCAUUCAGCUGGAGCUCCAGAGCCCAGACUGUAAACUGAGCAAGCUGAGGGCCUCCACCAUCAUGACCGACUACAACCCCAACUACUGCUUCGCUGGGAAGACCGCCUCUGUCAACGACCUGAAGGAGGUGCCCCGACGCAACAUCUCCCUCACCAGGGGACUGGGACAUGGUGCCUUCGGUGAGGUGUAUGAAGGGAUGGCAGUGGGGAUACCUGGAGAGUCCAAUCCCAUGCAAGUAGCAGUUAAGACACUCCCUGAGGUGUGCUCUGAGCAGGAUGAGCUCGACUUUCUCAUGGAGGCUCUCAUUAUCAGUAAAUUCAGCCACCAGAACAUAGUGCGGUGUAUAGGGGUGAGUCUUCAGGCCCUGCCGCGCUUCAUCCUACUGGAAUUGAUGGCUGGAGGAGACCUCAAGAGUUUCCUGAGAGAGACGCGGCCCAGACUGGAGCACCCCUCUAGUCUCUCCAUGGUGGACCUGCUCAACGUGGCCAGAGAUAUCGCACAGGGAUGCCAAUACCUGGAGGAGAACCAGUUUAUACACCGGGACAUUGCAGCUCGGAACUGCCUGCUGACCACCAAAGGACAGGGGAGAGUGGCCAAGAUAGGGGACUUUGGAAUGGCCAGGGACAUUUACAGGGCGAGCUACUACAGAAAGGGUGGGCGCGCCAUGCUGCCUGUGAAGUGGAUGCCUCCCGAAGCUUUCAUGGAGGGGAUCUUCACAUCCAAAACGGACACGUGGUCCUUUGGGGUUUUGCUAUGGGAGAUCUUCUCUCUGGGCUAUAUGCCCUAUCCCAGUCGCAGUAACCAGGAAGUGUUGGAGUUUGUCACCAGCGGGGGAAGGAUGGACCCUCCCAAAAACUGCCCAGGGCCCGUGUACCGAAUAAUGACACAGAGUUGGCAGCAUCAACCGGAGGACAGGCCAAACUUCUCCACCAUCUUGGAGAGGAUUGACUACUGCUUACAGGACCCCGAUGUGGUGACUGUUACCUUGCCUGUGGAAUAUGGGCCCCUCCCCGAAGCGGAGGAGCGGGUGCCCAUGCGCCCUGAGGAUCUCACGGCCUCUCCCCUGCUGGUGUCCACUCAGAUGCCCGACGGGGAGGGCCCUGCACCGCCACCCUCUGCCCCCGACUCCAACGAGGAGAAACGAAGAGUCAAGCAGCCCCUCCUUUCCAGCCAACCCCCCGAAACUAUCAAGCCCCAGAUGAUGGCGCAACAACCCCAGUUCUACCCCCACCCUCAGACAUUCACCACAACCACCAUCACAGCCACCUCCUUCAUCUCCACCUUCAAGGCGGCUCCCCCCAUCUCCACCCAGCAGCCCAACCCAGAGGGGGGCCACAUUAAUCUGGCCUUCACCCAGGGCUACCCUAAGGAUAAGGAUGGUCACAAUGGGAAGCCCACCAACCUGUGGAACCCCACCUAUGGCUCCUGGUUCCUCCAGCAGCAGCAGAGGAAGCAGCAGCAACAAAAGCAGCAGCAAAGGCUGGGAGACAUGGGCAGUGGAGGUGGGGGGGUUGGAGGUGGGAGGGUUCCGGGCGAGGGGCAGGAGUACCAGGGGCGGACUGUGGCCGAGGCUGCGGGGGCCCUGGGUCUCCAGCAACAGCAGCACAAGCAGCAGCAGUUCCAGCCACCGUAUCCCUUCCAUCCACAGCAGCAACAGCAUCAACAACAGCAGAUGCAGCUCCUGCACCACCAACAGCAGCAGCAACAGCAGGGGCUCUGCAAGCCCCUCUUGCCCCCUCCGCCCCCACCCCAGGUCACCUUCUCGGAUAUCACUGCCCCUACCCCGCUCCUGUUAGAUUCGGCCACCCUCCCCCCAGUCCCCCUCUUCAGACUUCGCCACUUCCCCUGCGGGAACAUCGGCUACGGCUACCAGGAGCAAGGGUUGCCCCUGGAGGCGACCCACCACCACACUAACCCUGUCAACCCCCAUCCUCCCCAGUCUCCUUCUCCCCCGCCACCCGUGGCCCUCCAGAGAGGAGUGGAGGGGACCCAGCUGUCGCUGAGCUGCUCGACGACGGCCAUAGCCGAGGACAGCCGUCCGCUGCUGGUCACCAUGGGGACGGUGCAGGACCCCAGGCUGCCCCGGAUGGAGGGCCACAAUGCCACGGUGCUUUAGCCCAACCUCCAUCUUUAUUUUUGUCUCUCACCUCAGAGACCAUGUGUAUAGGCAGACAGGCGUACAGCCAGACUAGAUGGUACACCGUGCAACAUUGUGUCAGGACAGUACCCGCCGCCUUACGACCCCCCUCCCGUCUCUAUGCCUUGGUUUCAUCCACAGAUUAGAUUGACCCAUUUUCACCUGGCCAAUGGUUGCGGAGUAAAAAAAAGAAGUAAAAUAAUCUCUAAAAUGGUUGCGGAAAUACCAAUGGGUGUUAAAGUAACUGCCCAGUGUUUCCAUAUUUCUAUGAAAUUUGACUUAUAAUUACUUAAAAUAUGAGAUAAAUAGUUUUCCUUCCAAAAAUGGUUAAAUGAGUAUGUUAAAAAGUAGCUUUUCUGUGUUGGAAUGGUGUGUGCGUACCCCAACAACAGAAUGGUAUGGACUUAAACCAGUCCUAAACAAUAUACAAUAUUAUUAUAAGUAGCCCGCUGAUUGGCCAGCUCAUCCUACUCCAGACCACUGAUUGGCCAGCUCAUCCUCCUCAGGGAGAUGAUAUGUUC
This is a messenger RNA of Oncorhynchus tshawytscha (Chinook salmon), 4891 nucleotides long. RefSeq names its product c-ros oncogene 1, receptor tyrosine kinase (gene ros1). Gene Ontology annotation, cellular component: signaling receptor complex; membrane. Bases 162 to 4349 code for a protein of 1395 amino acids. Gene Ontology annotation, biological process: positive regulation of kinase activity; regulation of cell population proliferation; regulation of neuron differentiation. Gene Ontology annotation, molecular function: ATP binding; transmembrane receptor protein tyrosine kinase activity. Lineage: Eukaryota; Metazoa; Chordata; Actinopteri; Salmoniformes; Salmonidae. The transcript is spliced from 25 exons. The record is from RefSeq and is a predicted model, not a curated record.